AUGACCAACAUUUUGUCGAUAUGCCUUGUGCUGACCACAUUGCUGGCCGCGGAGAUCUGGUCCCCACCGAUCCCGGCGGCAACAUCCACGUCGGCCGAACAAGUUCAACCCCGUGAAGAAGACGUGAUUGUGAAGGAAGGGCACCGAGUCGUGGUCGUCGAGACGUUCGACGACCACGUCGGCCACCACAACACCAAAAUCUCCAUCUCCCCAUCCAAGGACCAGCCCGGAGGAGGAGACGACGACCCCGCGAGCGCGUCGGGGUCCGCCCUGCCCCUCUUCGGCGGCCAUGCCCCGGGGGAGCUCAUUUGUGAUGCCUGGGGGAAAUGCACACACAAGGUGGCCAAGGCCUUCGGAGACGCCAAAGACCGAGCCUUCGGCUCGGUCAAGGAGCCAGCCGAAGGAGCCAAGCACGGUGUUUAUGAAACCGCACAUCAAGCCACCGAGAAGGCCUCCGAGCUGGCCGAAGGAGCCAAACAUGGAGUGUCCCAAACCGCGCAUCACGCCACCGAGAAGGCCUCGGAGCUUUCUCACGGAGCCAAAGACACGGGUAAUUUCACAUUUUUUACCUCCAAUUGGUUAAGUUGCACAUUUCAAAUUCCUGAAAUUUUUUGCUACAAAAUCUCAGUAGCCAGAGCAACACACCACGCCAAUGAGAAGGCUUCGGAGCUCGGACAGGAAGCCGCGGAGAAGGCGUCCCAGGCCGCCCACGGAGCCAGAGAGACCGUCACGGAUGCCCUCGACAAGGGCAAGGAAACCGCGUCCGAAGCCGCGGCAAAGGCAAGGGAAGCAGCAAAGGGAGUCUAUUCCAAAACCAAAGAGACUGCCACCGAUUCGGCAGGGGAAGUCAAGGACCUAGGCAAGACGAUCGGUAGCGACGUAACGCGCAACGUGUCGGAGGGUAUUGUGGAUGACACCCAGAGCAAGAUGCACAAGGGCGGCGGCGGCGGCGGCAAAAUGGGGAGGAUCGCGGCGGCCGGCAAGUCGCUGGCCGGGGCGCUGAGCCUGUUGGGUCUGUCCACGGCGUUCGGGACAAGCGUGUGGGUGACGUUCAUCUCGAGUUACGUCCUGGCCAAUGUGCUGCCGAGGCAGCAGUUCGGGGUCGUGCAGAGCAAAGUGUACCCGGUUUACUUCCAGGCCAUGGGCCUGUCCACUGGGCUGGCCCUGUUGGGCCACCUAUUGGGCCGGGGGAGCAAUUUCGUCUCGGCCAAGUCCGAGAUGCUCCAGGCCUUCAAUCUCGUUGCCGCCAUCGCGCUCGUGGUCGUGAAUGGAAUGUACAUUGAGCCCCUCGCGACUAAGGCGAUGUUCGAGAGGAUGAGGAUCGAGAAGGAGGAAGGGAGGGGGAGAGGGGAGCAGACGCAGCAGCACCAGAUGGCGGAUGCAGGGCCCGCCGCGGCGGGGGCUGAGCUGGCGGAGGAGGAUGCGGAGGAGAAGGAAGAAGAGGAGACGAACUCGAGGCUGUCGAGGUUGAACUCGAGGGUGAAGAGGCUGAACUCGUAUUCGUCGUGGCUGAACAUACUGGCGCUGAUGGCGCUGACGUGGCAUCUCGUGCACUUGGGGCACGCUCUUCAUGCCGUCGCGAGCUGA
Linum tenue is the source of this 1587-nucleotide messenger RNA. The record is from the annotation of a GenBank genome assembly. NCBI's taxonomy places the organism in Eukaryota, Viridiplantae, Streptophyta, Magnoliopsida, Malpighiales, Linaceae.